UCCAAAGUUUCCGUUGGCAUUUGCCAGCGUGAAAAGCCGAUAACCGGCGUCGGCGGCCGACUCCGGGUGUCUUCCCGUCCGAUACAUGCCACCACUCCGGAAGCUUCUAGAAGCGGCCGCUGCAGCCUCUACCCCUCUCGCCGCCGCGCACCUCCACGCCCACCUCCUCCGCUCAGGCCUCCUCCACUCCUCACACCACUUGACCGCGCACGUCCUCGAGUCGUACACCCCGGGCCUCGCCCGCGACCUAUUCGACGAAAUACCCUGCCCGACGCCGCGCCUCGCUAAUGCGCUUCUCCGCGCCCACCUCCGCGCGCGGCAGUGGCGCGCCGCUAUCCUCCGCGUUCCGCGGCUCCGAGUGCGCCCGGACGGCUUCACCUUCCCGCUCCUGCUCAGGGCCUGCGCCAUGCUCCCGUCCCUCGCCCACGGCCGCGCCGUGCACGCGGUUGCCGUACGCUCUUGCGCCGCGUCCGAAGACGCCUUUGUCGCUGCGGCGGUCGUGCAGAUGUACGCCAGGUGCGGAGACAUGGUCGGGGCCGUCAACGCGUACGGCGCGUUGGAGAAGUCAGACGUUGUGCUCUUGACGUCCGUGGUGACUGGCUAUGAACAGAACGGGCUGGCCAUGGGGGCAAUGGAGUUCUUUGCAAGGAACGUGGUUGGCCGGGGCGUUGUGCCAACUCCGGUCACGCUUGUGAGCGUGAUUUCGGCAGCGGCACAGCUGGGGGAUGCCUGGAAUGGGCGGGCGUCCCACGCGUAUCUUGUUAGGAACAGCUUGGGGUAUAAUCUAGCUCUAAUGAAUGCUGUUCUUGGGUUUUAUGUGAAAAUUGGUGAUGUCCAGGCAGCUAGGAGGUUGUUUGAGGGAAUGGCAGAUAAGGAUGUAGUUACUUGGAGUAGCAUGAUCAAAGGAUAUGUGCAAUCAGGAAACGCACAUGAGGCAUUGAGGGUGUACAGGGGGAUGGUUCAGGUGGGUGUCCAACCCAAUUCUGUGACUUUGGUGAGUAUUCUGCAGGCUUGCGCACUUGCUGCGGAUGUUGAGGAAGGCAAGAGCAUCCACCACAUUGCUGUCAACAUGGGUUGUGAACUUGAGGUGGGUGUUGCAACUGCGCUGGUUGAUAUGUACAUGAAGUGCUCAUGUCAUGAGGAGGCGAUGCACCUCUUCCAUCGGAUGCCAAACAAAGAUGUGGUGGCUUGGGGUGCAGUCAUUAGUGGCCUCACACAAAAUGGUCUCCCUGAUGAAUCCAUCCAAGUGUUCAAAUGCAUGUUAUUGGAUGAUCAUGCUCCUGAUGCGGUCACAAUGGUGAAGGUACUUAAUGCAUGCUCGGAAUCUGGUGUUGCUCGCCAAGCUAUCUGUCUCCAUGGCUAUUUGGUUAGAAGUGGUUUCGAUAAUAAGGUGUUUGUAACAGCUGCACUUCUUGAUUUGUAUUCAAAAUGUGGAAACUUAGAUAGCGCUAUCAGGGUAUUUGAAAGUACCACAAAAAAGGAUGUUGUUCUGUGGAGUUCAAUGAUUUCUGGUUAUGGAGCCCAUGGCCUUGGUCAGGAAGCUGUUGCCUUGUACCAAAAGAUGAUUGCCUCAUCAAUUAAACCCAACAGUGUGACAUUCAUAUCAGUGUUAUCAGCAUGCAGCCACUCUGGCCUGGUUCAGGAAGGAAGACAAAUUUUUGAUAGCAUGACUCGAGUUUAUGGAGUCAUGCCAAAUCCAGAGCAUCAAAGUGCUAUGGUUGAUCUCCUUGGGCGGGCCGGUGAACUUCAAGAGGCCAUAAAGGUCAUUCAUGAAAUGGAUGGGAGAGCUGUUGCUCAUACUUGGUGUGCCUUGCUUGCCGCCUGCAGAGAACACAACAACACUGAGAUGAGCGAAGCAGUUGCUGAGAACCUGCUCAAGCUGGAUCCUGACCAUGUUGGCUACUACAGUCUCUUGGCCAAUAUUUAUGCAUUUGAUGAGAAGUGGGAGAGUGUAAAGGAGACAAGAGACACGGUGCGAGGUAGAGGUUUGCAUAGAAUGCCAGGUUACAGUGCAGUUGAGGUCAAUAAUGUAGUGCACACAUUCACUGCUGGGGAGAGGCCUCACCAAGAUCAGGAGAAUAUCUAUACAUUGCUCUGCGACCUGUCAAGAAAACUGAGAGGCGAGGACUGUUCCUUUCAACUAGACACUGGCUUAGUAUUUGAGGAUUCUGCUCUUUUCUGAGUUGAAAUUGAUCCUUGAAUCAUUGAAUGUACCUCAACUGAUGCCGAACUUCUAGAAGAAAACUGGCGGAGGAAAAUGGCAUUUACAAAGGUACUCCAAAUUCUCGAACAUGCAGCUGAUCUGCGUGUGCGGGUACUCCGAAUUGAAAGAAAAACUUCAGGCUGCAUUUAAGCUGGACUUCGCAUUCUUAAGCUAGGCCUGGAUAGGACUUUGAUUAAGAAAAAGGUACUGCACAGACCGGAAACACGCGGCGGCCAUCAAGACUUCAGAAAAACAUUGCAUCAUGUGUUUUCCACAAAUUGGACACUGGAACAAAUUUCAUAGCUGCAUAUCAGCAAAUUUGCAAUCAGCACAGUCUUCAAGACCAGGUGUUCUCAUGGUUGCUCAUUGGAUGUUUCAAGGAAGAUGGUAACGGUAACAUUGUUCUAUCAAAUCACAUGGAUAUCAUAGCUAUCUCAAUGAGUCAUUUUUGUGUUGGUACAUGGUGUAAUGUCUCCACAAACCGUGACUUCUGAGUUGUUCUGAAUGACACACUAGCAAUCAGUUACAAAUGUCAAACUACUAAUGCUGCUAAUGCUACGGUAAACUUGACGCAAUGUCAAUGCUGUGGUCAAGCUCGACAGCUCGUCCUUUUUUGUACUAUGUGAAACUUUGAGGCAGUGUCCAACUACCCGAAAGAUCACAGUAAAAUGUGGCAGUGGAAGUACCCAUCUGAUGUCUGCAGGUGCAGCUUCUUUGUUGUU
Molecule: messenger RNA, 2925 nt
Organism: Panicum hallii
Lineage: Eukaryota; Viridiplantae; Streptophyta; Magnoliopsida; Poales; Poaceae
Product: putative pentatricopeptide repeat-containing protein At3g01580
Exons: 2
Coding region: 86-2182 (698 amino acids)
Biological process (GO): RNA modification
Molecular function (GO): RNA binding; protein binding
Source: RefSeq, a predicted model, not a curated record